AUGGCGAUUAUCAGCUGGCUAGUGCUGCAGUGACGAAGUGAACCAUUACGAAACAUUACUAUUGGGAUGACUGAGGCAGAAAUGGUGUUUUUGUGGUCUUUAUCAGACUAAGAACGAUGUUUGCAGUCGCCGGGUUUCUGGGACUAAGUCUAAAGAAUAAAGCCUGUUGUGCUCUAUUUUUGGAUAUCUGACGUGCCCCAGCAGAUUUCUAGGACGUUUGUGUAUAUGUGCACCGUGGCGACCGGUAAACGUGUGGCAUGGUCUCUUUUCACGCCGGUGUCAUUAAUUAGUUUUCCCAGUCUAUUUUUGGCUGUUUUGAAUCGUCGUUCUGAGGAGACAAUUAUAUAAGGGACUAUAAUAGUGAAGGAGCAGAAGGAAGUGGUGUGUCAAAGAGGGAUACAUUUUCUUUUUCUGUUUGUGAUUGUGGUUCAUUUUAUGACUUAGCUUGGCUGCCAAGAUCUGUUGUGACCUGUGUAUUACUGUAUAGUUGUAUACAUUGUAUAUCAUUAACUGAGCCUAGGAUCAGGCUUUGAUUGACUUGUUGGCUUCCUAUGGCUCAGACUCUUAUCCUUCGCGUGGUUUCAUCGCACGCUGGGACCACGCCCACAGACCCGCCAUCCAGUGGUGGGAAACGCAGACCAACAGCACCCCUGGUCACAACCAGCGAUGAAGACGAAGACGACAAGGCCGAUACACCAGCCCUGAGCUCCACUGAGUACGAAAAUGUCAGUUCGCCAGGAAACAGCAGCACGGCUAGUGGCCCGAUUUAUAUUCGGCCCCCUGGCUUCAGCCAUCAUGGACAGACAAUUAUCUUAUCAAAACCAAAGUUAAAGAAAAAAAAGACGGCAUUAGCCAUUCGAGAAGGACUUAAGAAACGAGAUCCCACGCCACCAAAAUCAAAACCAAGGAGAGAGCCCCUCCCAAUGAGAUUACGGGCCUUACCACAAUCGUUCUGGCAGCAACCCAACAAACCCCAAGUGUGUUCCCCGGCAUCCGUUUUCCCAUCUUUGCCGCCAUUGUGUAAAGAUGAUGUCACAGAGAUCCGUCCAGUAACGCCACCAGAAGACAAAGAAAAAAUCAAACAGAGGCCAAAACCGGAGAGGAAAGUGACAGCCGCGAAUACAGAUCUGUUGUUCAAAUUAUUCGAAGGAAUCGGAGAAGCGGACAAAAAGCCAUUAAAUCACUUUUCAACAUCAACUUACAGGCGUGGGCGGCCCCGAAAACACGUUGCAUCAUCAACACUAUUAUCAGGAGAGGAUCCGUACUUAGUCGAAUGUGUCACAGAGAAAAUGUUUCCCCAUUUAUCAAUCGAAAACAGCAAACAUUAUCAAAACUCAGGGCAUUCUUCUUUACAACUAGUGACGCUUCGCGAGGGCGAUAAAUCUGUGACACUGCCCUCUUUAAGUGUGGAGCAGAACUAUUCACAAAUGUUGUCCGAGUUGGUGAUGCAGAUUUAAAGGUGGUAUAUCAUCAUCCUCUUGGAUGGCCCUUUCAAACAAAUUGGUUCGAACUUUGCCUUUCAAAGGAACCUGUGUGAUAUUUCAAAAUAUUAUUUCAAUAAUAAGUUAUCAGAUCUUCAUCCUCCAUCGAUCAUGCAUAUUGCUGUGGUUUCGACAUGGUGCCUACUAUGUGUGCAAGGAAUUUUGACUUGAUUUGCUUUUCAACACUGGAUUUGAUAUGAUCCGUCCUGAAGUUAUGGAGUCUCCGUCUUGCAAAUUCAGGUCAGGAACCGUAAAGCUUUCAGCAGCUGUGUUAUGUCAUGGAGUAUGUUAUUACAAAGUUGUGCCAUCAUCUAGAAAGUUAAAUGUGACAACUCCUGACUGGUUUUACAGUAUAUGUGAAUAUGCCAGAUCUGUGAUGGCCCUUAUGCCAGUAGAACUGAAUUUAAUGCCCGCCACACUCUACCAAAUUCUUGAGUUAUUAUCGACUUUUUUAUGCAUUAUUUCAUCACCACUUUAAUAGUGUGUGGAGGGCAUUUCACACUACGCCUGGCCGCCAUUCGUUCUGGUCUGUAUAUAAUCAAAUACAGAUUUAUGAUGGUAAGACUUUGUGUAAAUAUAAGAUUGGCAGGCUUUGGUGCCUUGUUUACUGUAUAUAUUUCACCAAAUCCCUAACAAAUAUCAUUCCUGAUAUCAUUUGUGCCAUUGUGUCCUUUA
Lineus longissimus is the source of this 2156-nucleotide messenger RNA. RefSeq lists its product as uncharacterized. The record is from RefSeq and is a predicted model, not a curated record. NCBI's taxonomy places the organism in Eukaryota, Metazoa, Nemertea, Pilidiophora, Heteronemertea, Lineidae. The transcript has 4 exons. The coding region runs from base 552 to 1457 and encodes 301 amino acids.